AGUUUACUGUCAGUGCUAAACAGAUUCUGAGACCAAAAUGAGGCAUAUUUUACUAACAGCAUUUAUUUUACUAUUUUAUGUCUUUAAUAUUCAAACCUCAUCAGAUUUUAUUUUUCCUGAUGAUCCAAUUUUAACAAACUUAAAAAGUCGUGCAGGUUUCGAUCAAUCUACUGUUAAAAAUAAAUGUCUGGAAUAUUCAGAUGAUGGCGAGUGCUUAAGAGAAGAAGAUAUUAAUUCUGAUAGAACCAUGUUGCGAUCACAAUGCCCGUUUGGAUACAAAAAAGAUAUCAAACAGAAGUGUCGGAAAACGCAGUAAAGAAUAAGGAAUAAAAAAAUAAUGACAAAUUAAGAUUUGGGAAUUCCUUAAAAUUAAACUCAGUUCUGCCUUAAAAUGUGAUUUAAAGGAAUGCUUCGUUUCAAACAUGAUGAAU
This is a messenger RNA of Chironomus riparius, 431 nucleotides long. The record is from the annotation of a GenBank genome assembly. NCBI's taxonomy places the organism in Eukaryota, Metazoa, Arthropoda, Insecta, Diptera, Chironomidae.